Messenger RNA from Dothidotthia symphoricarpi CBS 119687, 1387 nucleotides. RefSeq lists its product as uncharacterized. Lineage: Eukaryota; Fungi; Ascomycota; Dothideomycetes; Pleosporales; Dothidotthiaceae. The transcript has a single exon. Gene Ontology annotation, biological process: aflatoxin biosynthetic process; regulation of transcription by RNA polymerase II. Bases 24 to 1268 code for a protein of 414 amino acids. The record is from RefSeq and is a predicted model, not a curated record. Gene Ontology annotation, molecular function: DNA binding; DNA-binding transcription activator activity, RNA polymerase II-specific; zinc ion binding. Gene Ontology annotation, cellular component: nucleus.
UAUGCGUCGCUUAAUCCUCAAACAUGUUCAGUCCCUCCUCCGCCCCUGCUCCCAAGUUACGUGACAGCUGCGACGCCUGUGCGUCGUCAAAACUAAAAUGCCACAAGCAAAAGCCUGUAUGCUCCCGCUGUGCAAAGCGCGGCAUCGCCUGUAAUUACCUCGCGACAAGACGAGCUGGACGCCGCUAUGACAGUCGUCGAUCGGAUCGCAGAAGACCCGAUAGUUUCUCGCCAAUACCCGAAUCCCAGCUGGAUCAACUCGAUAUUGAUGCUUGGUUUGGGGCAAACACAGUGGCGGGUUCGUGCGAUGACUACUUCCUGGGACCAUCGACAGCAUUAUCCACUGGUACGGGUGUAAAUCCUGAUCCCGAUCUCACCUCACACCUGCCAUCGCCUGUGAAUAAUUCGGUCACAAUACCGAAUCUUGACCACUACCUUCCGUCGCCGACAAGUUUCUGGGUUCCGGACACUUCUAGCACCGAUGUGCUGGGUCAGAUAGGCGGAGAUUUCUUUUCCGUUGCAGCGAGUGUCAGCCAUGACGAAAGCGACCGGCAUAAUGAAGAUGUUAUCAACGUCCGACCGAUCGAUGAGCAAAAUGAGCAACACGAAAAUUUUACAAGCAUCGAAACGCAAAAGUCAGGAUCGAGGAUAGAUACUACAUUCGCUUGCUGCUUGACACAAGCCAUGACUCUCCUACAACGGAUAUUUUCUCAACCGAGCACGGUCACGGAAAACGCCUGUAAAAACACUCAAGCAGAGAACGAUCUUGCAACCAAUAUCCGGGUCGACGGUAACCAUCUACCACCUACAGACGUCGUCAUAGCCACUAACAAGCAAACCAUGGACGCCGUUGCAGUCAUGUUGCAGUGCUCGUGCUCACAGAACGGUUACUUACUAGCCAUUAUAUCGUUAAUCGUAUUCAAAGUACUGGACUUCUAUGGUGCUGCCGCAAACACGUCUCAUGGACCAACAAAUCAUAAGCCAGAUGAAGACUCGACGUACAUGACUGUGCAGCUGGUCCUUGGCGAGUUGCAUCGAGUCCAGCGCCUUGUCAACCAAUUUUCUGCCAAGAUGAAAGAGCAGACGGCACUAGGCGCCAGUGACAUUCAAGAUAAGGGUACGAUGACCACAGCAUUGUGUGGUGAAAGGCAAGGAAAUGAUGUCUCGACACCGUUCUCGAAGAUCAUGUCAGAUCAAUUAGAGAUUGACCUGAGGAAGAGGUUGAAGAGUCUGUCCAUGGGCCUUGUCGCACAUCUGAGAAGAGAUUAAAGCACUGCCGUUAGAGUACACGGGUGGCUAUAGUUAUCCUUUCAAGCUAAAAUGACUUUAAACUCCUAGAUAAACUCAAUCGUUCAUAGGUUUCCACUUUAACAUGACCUUUCCGUCCC